Toxorhynchites rutilus septentrionalis is the source of this 3031-nucleotide messenger RNA. RefSeq names its product EGFR adapter protein-like. The record is from RefSeq and is a predicted model, not a curated record. NCBI's taxonomy places the organism in Eukaryota, Metazoa, Arthropoda, Insecta, Diptera, Culicidae. The transcript has 6 exons. Bases 1730 to 2680 code for a protein of 316 amino acids.
GCUGCAGAUCAGUUGGACUUUUAUAGCGGUACCUGUGGGAAGUGUUUCGUUACGGCCCCAGCGACUCCAGAGGUUCGCUACGCGUUUACAUUUUCUUUGCCUGUUUCUUCCCUAUCCUAAAUUUACAUGCGUGUGUGUUUGACAACGCAAACGACGGAAUUUCUCGCGCGAGGUUUCCCGGCAUAUUUUUAGCCCUAUCGGUGAUUUCGCAGCGGUCAAAGUUGAAUGAAAUUACAGUUUGUGCAUCGGAUUGGUUUCAUGUACUGAGAAAGAGAUAUAAAGAGUGGGAUGCUGUGACAGUGAAUAUCUGCACUUCGUGGAGGUGGAGAAAACUUUCAAGAAUAUUGCGAUUGAAUGCAAGUUGUGUCGUGUUUUUUUCCCCAGAGCGCCUUGUAGCACAGAAAAUUAUCUCUGGUGGUAUUAUCUUUUGCAGUGAUAGCUUUUCCUUCGGUACAGGAAGGUUGUGAAUGGAAAUUGUGCGCGAGCUGUGUCAGUGAAUACUCAUCUGAAGUGCAAUUGAUGCUGCUGGGUGCUUUCGCGUGUUCAGCUAUCUUUGCGGAAAUGAAAUAGGGUCAACUUUGAAGAAUAAUGAUGUGGUACUACAGUUGAGGCUGUGCUGUGCCUAUUACACGUCUCUAUUCCAAUGGAUAAGGAUAGUUCAAACUAUUGGUGAACACUAAGCGAACAACAAUUAUACACGUGCAGGAUGAUGCAGAAUUAAAUCAUAGCUUGUAGGGAGAGACGUGGAGAAGUGGGGAACAUAUGAUAGCGAUGGUGGGAGCUAGUGGGAAGACGGGGAAGCUGUGAGCCGCGAGUGAAGGGCAACAGAACGGGUGAGCGAACAGUUUCUUCGGUGCGAAGUUCGCAAUUAUAUGCAAAGGAAAACGUGCGCGAAAAAGGGAGACCAACAUUGCGAAAAGUGGCUAAAAUAUGUGUGAAAUUAAAAAUUCAAAAUUGCGGCAAUAAAAAGUCAUCGGAAUUAAAUUAUUGAAGAAAUUUAUCAUCUGGAAACGCGUGGCCCCGAAGAAGUUUGCCGCGAGGAGGAAAGAGACAGCGCGAGGAAACCUAUCGACGAAGGCAGUAAAAAUGCGCGAAUCGAUGGCGAAGAAGAAUUUCAAAUAAAACCUGUUUGUGACAUUUUCGCCCAUAUCUCUUUCUUUAUUUUCGACAUAAAAUUUUUCAAUAUGUGCAUGAAAAAAAUAUUUUAUAAAUUAAGUGGAACGUACCGCGCGCAGUUGGGCUGAAAAUAAAGUACAUAAAUAACAGCAUCGAAUGAGCAUCAGAAGAAGCGAAAGGAGGGGCAAAGGAAAGUGAGUUAGUGUGCGAAGGAGAAAGGAAAGGAAAGAUCGUUUGGCAGCCCACGACGGGAUCAACGGAAUCUUUCGCAUGUGCUUUGGAGUUACUCUGCAUGUGUGUGUGUUUAUGUUGGGAUGUGUUGUUUUUUUUUGCUCGCGGUUUCCUCGAAACAACCUUCGUGUCCAGCUGAGCCAGCAAACAUCUCUCGGCUAGUGUCUACCGGUUUUCUUUAUAUCGUUUUCGUUGACUCAAGUAGACUCGAGAGCGGCGACCGGAGUUCAAAACGGUUGGGUGUGAUCGCGGAUUUUAGCGGACUACUACUGACUUGGACUGGUGGAGCGAGAUGAAGUUUCCUGAAUGAACUAAUGGCAUCCCGAUUUGGGCCUGUUUACUUAUGAUACCGAUUGCGUGGUGAUUCCCCAAUGCCGAGAAGAUGAAUUGUACAGCGCUGAAUAGCAAUCAAAUCGAAACAACCCCGAACAACCAUCCCCGAUUGGUGGCCCCCACCGCGGCCACGAGGAGUCCGGUAGGUGUGCCGAUGCCAACCACCUCCAGUUCUGGGAUAUUCUUCCAUCAUACGAAUAACCUGUUAGCAGUCCCCCGACAAAGUAACUCCGAAGAGGAAAACUCCCCAACCGAGCUAAACAACUGUCGGAAGUUGACCGAAAAACCUCCCUUAGUCAAACGUCUAACCAUGGGAAUCCUCCGAACGGCAGAAGACAGCCGACCGCUGGUCCACAGCUCAUCGCCAUCCAGUUCGUCUAGCUCCUCACAGACGAUCUCCGAUGGAUACGUGAACGAAGGAAUUUGCAGCGAAGCUGCGGAGGCAAAUGUAGUGUUCAACAAAUUUGGUGAUUCCUGCCAACGGUCGUUGGUAACCCAUAGCAACGCUGAUGGUACUCCGCGCUACAAUCACAACGCUCCGGUUUUAUAUCCACCCAACGGAACUACUGGCGCACCGAUGACCCUCCGUAAUGACAGUCUCAGUUUGAAGGAACAGCACGAACUGAAAGGCGCUCCCUGGUUUCAGGCGGGAAUCCCCAGGGAGAUCUCGCUGGAGGUUUUGUCGCGGCAGAGUCCGGGAGCGUUUUUGGUACGCCAGAGUACCACCAAACCAGGCUGUUUUGCUCUAUCGCUCAGGGUACCACCACCAGCACCAAAAGUAGCGCAUUAUCUAAUUUUAAGGACGAUACGAGGUUAUAAAAUUAAGGGCUUCACCAAGGAAUUCAGCUCGUUGCGAGCGCUGAUAACACACCAUUCUGUGAUGCCAGAACUGCUCCCAGUUCCGUUAGCACUUCCUCGUCCACCCCAGGCUGGCCAGCGGCAGGAAGAUCCCGAGAUGUACGGCUCGUUGAACGAGUUCCAGAAAAUAAUGGCCGAAUAGUGCUCCAUCGAUUCCUUUCGACACCAUCUUUGCCUCUCCAAAUGUGUAGAUGUAGUUAUUUUCUUCCACUCUUCCAGCGAAAGUUAUUCCACUUGAGAUAGUUGAUUGAAAUUUCGACUAGUCAUUUAACCAUUAGGGCAGUAAAAUACGAAAGUAACCGAAAUGUGUUAAUGAAUUGAAAACAUUGUGAAAAUCAAUUUGGCUUUAACAAAAAACAAAUUACUAAAAAAUCGUAGAAGAUAUAACCUGAUGUUGCAUAUAGACUUAGCGAAAAUCUAGUACCAAUAAUUCAAUUAUAUAAAGUAAAGUAAGUUUGUGAAAAAUGUGUAUAAAACGAUGACAGUGAUAAAA